Molecule: messenger RNA, 1645 nt
Organism: Cetraspora pellucida
Lineage: Eukaryota; Fungi; Glomeromycota; Glomeromycetes; Diversisporales; Gigasporaceae
Source: the annotation of a GenBank genome assembly
UUUUGCGAAUGCUUAUGUAAAUGACGUUUUUACUAUACCUGCAAAUUUGGCCGGUGAAACACUACCAACAGUUAAAAUUAGGGUAACUGGGCAUGGUCCUAUGGUGAGGCACCGUGCCAGUCCAAGUGCCCAUCUCGCUAGCAAAGAUCAGCCCUUGGUACAUCGAGUAUUAAACCUUCCACCAACUGCGGCCCGGCGUGCUUCCAGUUCAACAAUCCCACCAGUUUGUAAAAAGACAUCAUCUUAUCAUUCUAAGUGUGAGAACCCUUUUGCAAUGUUCACAGAACCCAAAAUUCAAACAAAGCGUCGUGUUGCCAUCAUUGGUGGUGGACUUGUUGGUGCCCUUGCUGCACUUUACUUUGCUAGACGUGACUGGAAUGUCGAUCUCUUCGAGCUUCGUAAAGACCCUAGAAUUCAGGGAAAUCGAGCUGGUCUUUCACAAAAAUCAAUAAACUUAGCUUUGUCAACUCGAGGACUAAGUGCAUUGGCAAAUACUGGUUUAAAUCUUGAUGAAAUGGUACUAAAUUUUGUUAUUCCAAUGAAAGGAAGAAUGAUCCAUUUAGAUAAAGGUGAGCUCAGGAGUCAAUCAUAUGGUAUUUUUGGAGAGGCACUUCUCGAACUGCUUCUGAAUACUACCAGAAAAUUUACAAACGUAAAUAUCUUUUUCCAAUAUCAAAUGAAAACUUGUAACUUUGACUCUGGAUUACUAGAAUUUGUGAACAAGGCUGAAGGAACAACAAUUCAGCAUACUGCUGAUCUGAUUAUUGGUGCUGAUGGUGCUUAUUCUUCUGUUAGAUCUCAAUUAAUGCGUGUAAUUAACAUGGAUUAUAAUCAAGAAUAUAUUACACAUGCAUAUCGCGAACUAACCAUUCCUCCGAUUAUCGAUGACAAAGGUGAUCCAAAGUUCGCCAUGGAUCCUAAUCACUUGCAUAUUUGGCCGAGACAUACUUUCAUGAUGAUUGCUUUACCAAAUUUGAAUAAAUCAUUCACUUGCACUCUUUUCAUGCCAAAAGAAACGUUCGAUGCUAUAAAAACAGAAAGAGAAUUGUUAAACUUCUUUGAAGUCUAUUUUCCGGAUUCCAUUCCUUUAAUAGGCGAACAACGACUUAAAGAAUAUUUUCGUAACCCAAUAGGAUCACUGAUCUCUAUCAAGUGCAAACCUUACCAUUAUCGAAAUAGAGCAUUAAUCAUAGGAGAUGCUGCUCAUUGUAUGGUGCCCUUUUAUGGACAAGGCAUGAACUGCGGAUUUCAAGAUAUUGAAUUACUUGAUAGCAUCUUUGAAAGAUUCAAUAUUACCGCAUUCCAUAAUGAUAACUAUGAUGACAAAUUGGAGCUGGCAUUGGAGGAGUACACAAAACUUCGUCAUGAAGAUGCAGUAGCAAUUUGUGACUUGGCAAUGUAUAAUUAUAUUGAGAUGAGGUCUAGCGUAGUAAACCCUUGGUAUUUAAUGAGGAGAUGGGUUGAAAGUUGGUUACAUUGGUUAUUUCCAACAUUAAUAAUACCACUGUAUACUAUGGUAAGUUUUUCGACAGUAAGGUAUUCGGAAGCCAUGAAAAGAUGGCAAUGGCAAGGCUUUUUGCUGAAUAUUAUUGGCUUAAUGUCUGGUGCGAUAAUUGCAAUGUUAUUAGCUUUAUUAUACAUAUAA